Messenger RNA from Spirodela intermedia, 3025 nucleotides. NCBI's taxonomy places the organism in Eukaryota, Viridiplantae, Streptophyta, Magnoliopsida, Alismatales, Araceae. The record is from the annotation of a GenBank genome assembly.
AUGAAUUUUUGCCAACUUCAAAACUUACUCAAAAUUCCAAAUCUCAGUGCAUAUUACCCUACCUCGGGUCGCAAACCUCAACAUGCAUUGCUAAAAUGGUGAGAAAGCAAAUACCAAUGACUCAUUCAAAUGGGUAUCUCUCAUGUGGUGAAGAUGCUCCUGCAGGUCCACAUUCUCAUGAAGAUGUGCAAAAUAUAGAUGAAGUAGCUAUUAAUCAUAGUGUUGAGGAGACACAUGAAUGUGUAACCACAUCCAUUCUAAUAUCAAAAGAAUCUCAUGAAAAAAAUAUAUAUAACAAAAUCAUAGGGAUUAUGGAUGCGAUGAUGCUAAGGUAAUGACCUAAUGUCAAAUAAAACGUUUCACCAUGCAUGAUAAAAUGGUGAUAAUAUCGACAUAUUUCAACCAUUAUGCCAUUAAAGUGCUAGGAAGGACAUUAAGUUUGUCUUGUCUAGCUUUAUGAGUGGAACAUAUCUUAAUCUCUUGAAUAACCUUGGGACUGAAAAUAUAUAUUUACAAAUGAUCGAGAUAUAGCUAUUCAAGAGGAUUAUUUGCAUUUUCCUUUUGUCAUGGACCUUCCAAUUGUGCUUGACUUGACAAAGCUCCUGUUGACCUCCACAUUCAUGGUUUAGCCACCUAUGUUGCUAACCGGUAGAUACAAGGGUGUUGCUUAUGAGUCCAUUGAGACUUCAUACCCACCAAUCUUUAGCUCUCUCAUUUGCAUAUGACGAUGGUUCAAACUCACAAAAAACCUUGACCCCCACUUGGGUAGAUGAUAUUACAUUCUUCAGUGUUUGGAAAUAUUACUAAUAUUACAUUGUAGAAGCAUACAAUAUAUUAUUCUAAAAUGAAGAUGUGAGAGAGAACAAGAUUUUUGUAAGACCAUAAGGCAUGAAAGCCAAGCUUUGAGGUUUAAGGUUGGAACUAAUGAAAGCCUCCACCGGAUCCAGCUUGGGAUCUGUUUGGGUCUAGUUUCUCGCUGAAUAUUAGUUUAUAUUGGGUAGGAAUUCAUGAAUUUAUCUCGAAAAUGCUGAAAAUUGAUUGUUUUUUAAAUAAUUACUUGGGAUCUUGCCGGGUCUAUUUUUCUCGCUGAAUAUUAGUUUAUGUUGUUGAGGAAUUCAUGAAUUUAUGUCGGAACUGCUGAAAAUUGUUUUUUUUUUUUUUAAAUAAUUACCAAAGUCGGUAACUGCCAUGAAGAUGAAUAAUGGGUGACCUUUCCUCGGCCAGAGGCCCAGUUGAAAGUCAUUCCUGCCCAGGGGAAGAUGGGUGACCUCUGUGCUCCUAGGAGUCGGUCUUUUGACGGUCAGGUUUAGAUCCAUCAUCCUGGGCUAACGCUUUACCUCAUUGGAAAUGACGAUAUAACCCUCAUCGAUGGUAUCCUCUCUCUCUCUCCAUCUCUCUCGUGCACAGGCAGUCCGGGAGUUCCCUUCUGUGCCGCCUUCUUCAGCUCGAGGACAUGGCUUGUAUCGUCACCAUGAGCAGCCCCGCCUUGCAGGGUCCUCGUAAUUCCUCCCCUUCGCUCCUCCGGUGCGGCCCGUCGAGGCCUUCAAUGAGAAGGAACCAGGGGGUCCUCGCCGAUACGUUCGGAACCCCCAUCAGAUGGCCCCAGACAAGUCUGGUUCAUCCCCGCGGAAAAAUGGUACCCUAGAUGUGCGGAAUUCGCUCGUCCAUGGACGAGCAUACUACUCGUCUCCGAUGUUACUGCUUUUCGUCACUUUCAAUUCUUCCCGUACUCUGUGAGCGCAGAAGCACCGGCGAGCAUGUUCAGAAGACGAUUCCGAGGACAGGGGGGGGGCGAUUCAAGAAGGUUACCGGCUCCUCCUCCUGCCCAUUCCUUCCAGCGAGCCCUCUACUUAUGGAAUUUUCUCAUAUUUCUUUUCGCCGUUUUGUAGAGGAGGAGGUGAAUGAUUUGGGCGUCAAAGUGGCACUCUCCAUGCUGAAAUUUUACAAGAGUGAGAUCGACUAUCUCUCUUCCUCGUCGCUGCUUUCUCCCCUCCGUAAGGAACUUACCGGCGUGCUGAUCUUGACCGGGUUCGGGCGUGAAGGGGAGAUCUCGCCUCUGCUGCCUUCGAGCUGUCGAUACGUCCCAACAUGCAGCGAAUACUCGAUGCAGGCGUACAAGAAGUAUGGUGUGGCCAAGGGCACCAUUCUGACGGCUUGGCGUCUCUGCCGCUGCAAUCCUCUCGGUAAACUCUGAUUCGAGAUUCAUCUCGUCUGCCAGAACAGAUUGCCCUUGUUUUUCCCCGCCGUUUCCCAUGAUAUUUCUGCCCACAAAUCACCGACGACAGAUGAGUUUUCUUCUCAUGAUUGGGAGUUCGAACCUGAACAUGGACUGCGGCUGGAAGCCAUGCAAGACGCCACAAGUUCUACCCUUCCCCGCUCCUCCUUCCUCCCACCCUGCAGUAACACAGACCACCCAGGAGAAUGAGCAGGCUGAACUGUUAUCCCCAUCUCCUGAGAUCCUGGAAGUCCCUUCUUUUUUAACAGGAAUCACUGACAGUUCUAAAUUAUUCGGAUUUUUCUGCUAAAUGGGCAAAACUCAAAUCCACCAGCGUUUUUUUUUUUGGGAUUAUUUUUUCCCCCUUUUUGGAAUUAAGUUGUCUCCUUCCGUCAUUAGUCAUCACGCAUCAAGAAUCUUGCAGUCCUUGUGCUUAGUGUCAUCUGCCUCUCCCUAUCUCUCUCUCCCCGGAUUGGAGAGGUGGGGGGGUUGACUUGAUGUCUGACCUUGCCAAGCUUUUCAAAGGAUGAUGAGGGGAUACAGCAGCCUCCCUCAGACACCACGAGGUCUCCCAUUAUUAGUUUCUAGCCUGUAACUUAUAAUCUUCACCGAUGGCAUCAUUUUUUUUUUUAUUUAUUGCUAAGAUUGAUAAUUCAUCGAAGGAAGUCAACUCUGACCUUCAUCGACUGCUCCUAGCUUUGACCUCGGUACCUGUGUUCUAAUCGGGCUCUCUUUUAAACUGCAGGCGGAUCUGGCUUUGACCCUCCUCGAUGGUUUGACGAGGAGACCCCAACUGAUCCCCAACCCUAG